CUUAAUUACUCCGCAAGUUUGUGCCUUAAAUCGUCAGGCUGGAUUUGCCCGACCCUAGAAACUGGUGGAGCGGGAGGAAAUCGUGGAGGAACGAGAACCGGCACGCCCGAAGGGGCAGCAUGACGGCGGAUACGGCUGAGGAUCCCGUGCACACGUCGCGCUCCAGCGCACUCCUGGGCGACGCAGAACUGGACGAGCGUGUCUUCAUUAACGUGUCCGGGCUGCGCUUCGAGACGCAGCUGAAGACGCUCUCCCGCUUCCCGAACACGCUGCUCGGAGACCCGUACAAACGCACCCGCUUCUUUGACCCGCUCCGGAACGAGUACUACUUCGACCGGAACCGGACCAGCUUUGACGCCAUCCUGUACUACUACCAAUCCGGUGGGAGGCUCCGCCGACCCCUAAACGUACCUGUAGAGAUUUUCAUGGAAGAGAUCAAGUUUUACGAGAUCGAGGAGACCGUGAUACGGGGCUUCAUCGAGGACGAAGGACUUAAUAAGGAAGAGGAGCGGCCGAUGCCCGCCAACGCGUUCCAGCGGCAGGUCUGGCUCCUGUUCGAGUACCCCGACAGCUCACUAGCGGCCCGAGGGAUCGCCAUCGUGUCUGUGAUGGUCAUCUUGAUAUCAAUCAUCAUCUUCUGCUUGGAGACCUUGCCAGAAUUCAGAAGUUCGGAUGCAGCAGUUAACAGGACGACUGAAGAGCCCUGGAGUCCAGGCAACCCGUUCACGGACCCGUUCUUUCUGCUCGAGACGGUCUGCAUUGCGUGGUUUUGCUUCGAGAUGUUCGUGAGGUUCGUGUCGUGUCCGAGCAAACCGGUGUUCUACAAGGACAUCAUGAACAUCAUCGACAUCAUCGCAAUCGUGCCGUAUUUUAUAACUCUGGCUUUGGAGCUUGCGGAGAACGGCGAGAACGCGCAACAGGCGGAAUCCCUGACCGUGCUCAGAGUGGUGCGUCUGGUGCGCGUCUUCCGCAUUUUCAAACUCUCGCGCCACUCGAAGGGACUGCAGAUCCUGGGCCGGACGCUGCACGCCAGCAUGCGCGAACUGGGACUGCUCAUCUUUUUCCUCAUCAUCGGCAUCGUCCUGUUCUCCAGCGCGGUCUUCUUCGCUGAGGUCGACGACCCCGAUUCGGGCUUCACCAGCAUCCCGAAGUCGUUUUGGUGGGCUGUGGUUACCAUGACAACAGUAGGAUACGGGGACAUGAGUCCUGUGACGGUCGGAGGUAAAAUCGUCGGUUCGAUGUGUGCAGUGGCUGGUGUGCUCACCAUUGCUUUGCCCGUUCCCGUCAUCGUGUCCAACUUCAGCUAUUUCUACCACCGCGAAAACAACCAGGAGGAUGACAACACCUACACGCAUGUGACCUGCGGGCGGCCGGUGGCGUCGUUUGAUGAAAACAACACCAAAAUCACACUGAUUAAAUCAGAGUGCUCGGAAAGUGAUAAUGAUGAUGAUGAUAAAGAUGGCUUGAAUUUCUCCAUGUACAGUAAUUUAAAUCUUGAUGAAUACACAGGGAAGCUGACAGAUGUGUGAACAUCCAAAAAACACACAUAACCAAACAGAAUUUUAGGUGUGGCAUUAGAACCGUGGUUCUUUUACUGGGGUCAGAGUUCCCCAGGG
This is a messenger RNA of Clarias gariepinus (North African catfish), 1616 nucleotides long. RefSeq names its product potassium voltage-gated channel, shaker-related, subfamily, member 6 a (gene kcna6a). Gene Ontology annotation, cellular component: membrane; voltage-gated potassium channel complex. The coding region runs from base 120 to 1529 and encodes 469 amino acids. NCBI's taxonomy places the organism in Eukaryota, Metazoa, Chordata, Actinopteri, Siluriformes, Clariidae. The record is from RefSeq and is a predicted model, not a curated record. Gene Ontology annotation, molecular function: protein binding; delayed rectifier potassium channel activity. The transcript has a single exon. Gene Ontology annotation, biological process: protein homooligomerization; potassium ion transmembrane transport.